AGAGUCCGCGCUCAGCUUGAGAGUGCGCCUGCGCCAAGUCCUGGGCGGUGCGGUUACCUGGAAACGGUGGCGCCGCGGUCCCAGGCCCAGCGUCCCGGCUUCGACAUGGCCAAAUUCGUGCUCGCGGGUAGAGCAGAUUGCCCGUAUUAUGCAAAAGCAGAACUUCUGGCAGAUUAUUUACAAAAGAAUCUUCCUGAUUUCCGGAUACAUAAAAUUACACAACAUCCUGAUGUUUGGGAGGAGUGGCUGGAAGAUUUGUGCAAAAAGAAUAGGUGGAGUCACAACAAGUCUCCUAUCAUCUGGAGAGAGCUGUUGGAUCGUGGAGGAAAGGGUUUGCUUUUGGGAGGAUAUAACGAGUUCCUAGAACAUGCACAGCUUUACUAUGGUGUCACCUCUAGCAUGACGACUGAGCUGAUGAAGAGAGUUGCUGAAGAAAACCUGGGGACACAUAUAGAAAAAGAGCUGGAGAAGGAAUCCCUGAAAGGUCUUGUUAACCCCUUGCAGGUCUGGAUCACCAGUGCAUCAUCUCUUGCCUGCUACCAUCUAAUUCCCAUCUUGACAAGUGGUGAAGUGUUUGGACCACAAAUGGAAAUCAGCAUAAACCUAUUUGACAAUAAGCACACAGAAGAAAUACUCAUAAGCCACAAACAAGAGGCUGAGGACCUGGCCUCACCCUACCUCCAGAGUGUGUCCAUCUGCACCCAAGCAGAGGAGGCCUUCCACGGGGCCCACGUGAUCAUCAUCCUGGAUGACCACGUGGACAAGGAGAUAUACAGUCUGGAAGACUGCAUCCGCAGCAGAGCUUCUCUGUGUCAGCUCUAUGGAUCCUUGAUUGAGAAAAAUGCUCACAAAUUUGCCAGAAUUAUUGUGGGAGGGAAAACCUUUGUGAAUCUCAAAACAGCUUUGCUUAUGAAAUAUGCCCCAACCUUUGCCUGCAAUAUUAUCGCUGUGGCCUUGGGUGUGGAAGGCCAAGCGAAGGCAGCACUGGCCAGGAAACUGAACGUUACUCCCUCAUGCAUCAAAGAUGUGAUCAUUUGGGGUAAUAUUAGUGGAAAUAACUACGUUGAUCUGAGAAAAGCCAAGGUUUACAGAUAUGAGAGCGCUAUUUGGGGACCUCCGCACUAUUCACGCCCUGUUUUAAGCCUGCUUUUUGAUAGGGAGUGGGUAAGCAGAGAGUUUGUGGCAGGUCUUAAAACGCUGACUGCCACAGGAAGACAAUUUGGAGGCAUGUUAGCCGCACACAGUGUGGCCACUACGCUGAAAUACUGGUGCCAUGGCUCACCCCCGGGGGAGACUGUGUCUCUAGGGGUGUUGAGCGAAGGCCAGUUUGGGAUUCCUAAAGGGAUUGUCUUUUCUAUGCCUGUGAAAUUUGAGAAUGGAACUUGGGUGGUUCUUACAGAUCUCAAAAAUACAGAAAUAAGUCAACAAGUAAUGAUCAGAAUGGCAAGUGAUCUAAUUCAGGAGAAACUUGUUGCACUUGGAGAGUUGGCAAAUUUUCAGCCGUAUCAAUCAGAAACUGACUUAAACCAAGAAGAUGUAACGACCACCUUACCGACCAAAAAUGACCAUCAGGGACAUCGAAAAUUGUCGAAUGACUAUAAAGAUUUGUUUACUGAUCUAUUGCCAGAUGAUGAAAAAGAUCUAAUUCUGUCAGAUGGUGAGUCUGUCGAGUGAUAAACAAUCUCCGCAGUGCUGGUGAUCAUGACAGACGUCGUCCAGUCUUAGAGAAUGACCUUGCGGUCAGAAAACACAGUCCAGCAACUGAAGUAAUUUUGAAAUAACUCUUUCUCAUACUCAUAGAUGCUUUGAAGGAGAGAUAAAAAAAGAUGGAAGGAAAUUUUAUUUUAAACCCAAAAUUGCUUCCGUGUCAUAACCACCUCAUCUCUCCUCAAAUACUCUAAUUUCAGCUCCAGCUCCCAUGUCUUGUUCUUCUCAAUUCCUCAUUACAAAACUCAAAAUGGCUGUCAGGAUCCUUCUCAGAAUAUGGGUGAAAGGAAGACCCUGACGAGCCCAAGUGAGAAAUCUCUUUAACAGGGGAAAUCUGGGAAAUUUUUAUACAUACUUACAUAUAUGUAUCUUGCAUAUAUUUGUAUAGAGGCUUAUAUAUAUAUUUAAAAAAUCUGCCUAAGGAGUUGUAUAUCCAGAAGAUAAUAAUAAUCUAUUCUGUUUGCAUCUUGACCACUUCUUCACUUAAUACUGUACAGGAGGGAGCCGGAAAAUGCUGGAACAUUGCCAGUGACCAAAGUUUCAGAGGGAGGUUGGUAGACACUUCACGGAGCGGUUUGGCUAG
This is a messenger RNA of Cervus elaphus (red deer), 2290 nucleotides long. It is a transcript of the gene MDH1B, whose product is annotated as malate dehydrogenase 1B. The record is from RefSeq and is a predicted model, not a curated record. Lineage: Eukaryota; Metazoa; Chordata; Mammalia; Artiodactyla; Cervidae. Gene Ontology annotation, molecular function: L-malate dehydrogenase (NAD+) activity. The transcript has 11 exons. The coding region runs from base 106 to 1674 and encodes 522 amino acids. Gene Ontology annotation, biological process: malate metabolic process; tricarboxylic acid cycle; oxaloacetate metabolic process.